CAGGCUAUGGGGGAGACAGCUGGUUUUCCCGGCUGGGUCCUGAGGAGCAGGAGCUGCGCAGGAGAGUUGCAGUGAUGGCGGCGGAAGAGUGAGCGUGCAAUGAGAGGCCUGACCUGAUGCUCUUCAGAGCCCCACUGUCCCCUUGCACUCCGCGGUCGCAGCCGGUGGCGGGCGGUUCCUUCGGCGCUGGCCCGGUUCUGUGGACACUCGUUUCGGCCUCGGUGAGCGUGUCCGGCCCGAAGGGAGACGAGAUGUACUGCCUUCAGUGGCUCCUGCCUGUCCUCCUCAUCCCCAAACCCCUCAACCCGGCCCUGUGGUUCAGCCACUCCAUGUUCAUGGGCUUCUACCUGCUGAGCUUCCUUCUGGAGAGGAAGCCCUGCACCAUCUGCGCCUUGGUCUUCCUCGCCGCCUUGUUCCUCAUCUGCUACAGCUGCUGGGGCAACUGCUUCCUGUACCACUGCAGUGACUCCCCACUGCCCGAGUCUGCACACGACCCCGGCAUUGUGGGCUCAUAGGGGGGGAGGUGACUCCCCAACACUGGGCUGCGCCCCCAGGCUGGAGGACCUCUUCUGACUUAUUUCUGCCCGCUGGACACUGGACAGACUGUUCUCUCUCGCGCUGUGAAUAUCAAGAUGUGUUGCUCAGAGCGGUCUGGUGCGUAAAGGCACCUUCCUGAACCUGCGGGCGGAAGACAAGGGGCCUGUCUUCUGCCCCGUCUUCUUUUUAAAUGACAAAAGACUGGUCUGCCCAGGCUAGUGGAGCUACAAUUUGCAUGGGUUGUGUCCGAGUUGCUAUUAUUAAUGUUUUUUUUGUGUUCUCCUGUAAUGAGAUGUUGAUUUUUUUCCCCCCUUUUUCGUUCAGGAGGUCUUGGUUAAAGCACCUAUGCGGACUGUGUGGUUUUGAUAAAUAACAGAAAAUGGAAUAUCAGCCACUAGUAUUAAAGAGAAUAGAGAUGGGAGAAAAGCAGUUUACACAGUCAUGGGCUGUGUCAGGUUGAUUUCAGUGGAUUUUAACCAUCCAUUAAAAAGUUAACAGAACAUUUUUAAUAGUUUACAAUCCUUUUUUUGGACAAGGUUGGGCCUUUGACAAAUUUUCUGGGUGAACCUGCUUUUUCGGUCAGUGCGAUUGCUGAAAAGUGUAAAUUCUAUUAAUCUUUUUGUCGGUGAAUUGAAUAAAGUUUAUUUUUUGAAACCAGGAAGGGGCUAUCUUGGGCGUGCGAUGAAAUGAGUGAGACAGUGAGCAGUCCCCUAUUGAAAGUUGCUGUUCCCCAUGGGGGUGCGGGGUGGAGUUUUUGGCAGGCCUCUGGUUUGGAAGCCAGGACUGGGGCAGCUGCUGUGCUUGAGUAAAGCAGUGAGGAAGAGCAGACGGCCAACUUGGUGAGCCAAGUAAAGGGCUUCCUGCUUUUCGGGACGUAGGGCUGAGAAAUCAAGCCCUGGGGGUUUGAAAACGGCAUCCGGGGACGGUAUAUGUACAGAGAAGCAUUGAUUUCCUGGUACUGCAUCCUGUUCUCUCACAUUAGAUUUAAUUUUUUGAAAGUGCAUAUGUGUAAUAAAUGAUAUGUGGUGUUUAAGUUGUUGGGUUUGGGGGCAAGACGCCUAAGGCUGUAGUCUCACAGGUUUUAUUUUUGUAAGCGUGAAGGGAGAGGUCGUUAAGUGGAGCUCAUUUGUGGUGGGUUUUCCCCUCACUCUGCUUUUAAGAGUCACUUUUGAAGAAACCGUUUUCAUAUGGGUGGAGUAUGUAAUAAGAUGUUUGCCAUUACAACAGAGGUCACUGCACUGGUUUGCUAAUGUGAAAGCUGAAUGACUUUGUGUAUCCCCCAGCCUUGUCUUGUCUCAGCUCGGAAGCUGUACCUUAUUUAAAUCGCUGUCUGCACUUUAAUAUCACACGGUUCAAAAAGCCAGCAUUACAGAAGGGGAAAUGCACUCAUGGCAUCUUGCACAGAACAUGAUCGUAUUUUCAAGGGAAGCAGUUUGCUGUGGAGCUUCUGCUUCACUUGUGAUUCCUGGGAGGGGCAGGAUCCUGUCUCUUACUGAGGCAUGCAGUGUGGAUGUUAAACUCCCAAUGGGUCUCUGAUGGAAACGGUAGAAUGAGCAGUACACGUGGUCUACAAUCUUGUCUCUCACACUUGACGUCCCUUUGAACAUUGUGGUAUCGGUUCUAACCCCAUGCUCAGCUCGGGUCUCUGGUUUGAGAGUGUAAAGUUAGAUCAUUGCCUUUUUUAACGUUGCCAAUCCUUUGGUAUCUUGAAAGCCUGUAGGAAGGCCAGGUCAGUCCACAACCGUCUGAAAGAGGAAAGAACAUCUUCAAAAGUCAGGUGGCAAACUUAAAAAAAAAAAAAAGAUUUCUGCCACAGUAAACUUUAUUUUGUCUGAUUCUUGCUUGGUUUGGCAACAGCUGGUAAGACCAAUAAAAUCGGUGGGGCUUGCUUUGUACAGGCAAGCUGCUGCCCUGUGUCAUGUGACCUAGAUCUUUCUAUUUUCGCCUGGCUGGGCUGUUAAAAUGUAACUAGAGCUUGUGGUAUUUAAUAUGGGGAGUGACUGCAGGCAUAAUGUCAGCAGCCUUGACAUCACACUCCCCCUGGAGCUCUAUGUACAGAAAUUUAGACUCACUUAAAUACUAGAAAUAUUUGGCCUUGUACAGUAUUUUACAUUUACAUAAGGCUGAAGACAUAGUAAUCUUUGUACUCCAAUAUUGGUUUAAAAAAAAUAAUGCAUGAUUUGCACAAUUUGUGUAAAAGGUGCAAGAGUUACAAGUCAUUUUUCAGCUAAUUUAAGACCAGUGAGCCAAUGAUUUUUUUUCUACCUAUCCACAUUGGAUGUAAGAUUUUGGAACGCUUGGGUAUUUCGGUUUCCUGGGCUGCUCAUCAGGAUUUUCUUCUUUGGUUGUGCUGUCUUGUACACAGAAUUACAUAGUAGGAUCUACCCUGAAGAGUGGAGAAAUUAGGUACUAGUCACUUGUCAGGAUUUUAGUUUGCCUUACUGUAUUAAUUAAAGUAAUCACCAGUGUUUAGAACAAUAGUGCAAUAAUUAACAUACCGAUUUAUAGUAGAAAACUAUUAAAAAAGCAAAGUGUGAUAUUAAUUUUUGUUUAACCUUUUGUGUUGAUGCAUUAGACAUCCUCAGCCCUCCGAUCAGUAUCAACUGCCAGUGUCCUUUUCUAUUACUUGGUGUUUCUUUCACUGUUUUUAAAAAAGGCCCUUUUAUUUUCUAGUGUCUGCUGGUGCUUUUGAUUGUGUUUUCUCAUCGCUUCCAGCAGGAGCUCCUAAGGCUCUGCAAACUUUCCAUGAACUUCUAUUUUCCUGUGUUCCUGUGGUGUUGCGCCUCGGUGAUGUACUAACCUGCUGCAUGGUACAGUCUACACCCAUACUCCGAAAUAAAUGGGUUUACAACGUU
Lepisosteus oculatus (spotted gar) is the source of this 3392-nucleotide messenger RNA. It is a transcript of the gene blcap, whose product is annotated as bladder cancer associated protein. The record is from RefSeq and is a predicted model, not a curated record. Lineage: Eukaryota; Metazoa; Chordata; Actinopteri; Semionotiformes; Lepisosteidae.